AUGUUGUAUGCAACAUUGCUCUUAGAUGAGCAUGGAGAGGAAAAGAGGAGGAUGAGAUGGAUGGAGGGGACCGGGAUCUGGGUGCCUGUGAAGCCUACAUUCGUGGGCAGGUGGGAUGUUGCUGUCGAGGAGAAGCAUGGCGAUGCUGCCUGGGUGGCUGCUGCCCUGAGACACGAGAAUCAACUAGCACCCGCCUGACUUCAGAGGAGGCUCUUGCGGGAUAGGAGACAGGUUAGAGGCUCACCUGCUUCCCUCUAUUCUUCACAUCUGUUGUCUCUGAUGGGAAGCAAAGAACUCCUCACCCCACUUGGGACAGAUCUUCUCUCCUCCUAUUACAUGCUUAUAUUGUUGUUCUCUGUAGGAAAAGCUCCAGUAUGGUACAAUGUGACAUGCUUGCUUCUUUCAUCGGAUCCAUUGUGUCAAGAUCUCAUGGGCUAUUUGGCUGUCUACAAACUCUCCAUGGCUGCCGUAGCCUUCCACAUUCUCCUCUUCCUCUUGACCCUAGGAGUGAAGAAGAGCGGAAGUUGUCGAGGUGGGAUCCACAAUGGGUACUGGGGGAUCAAAAUCCUAUUUUUCGUGGGGCUCCUCUUCCUCUUCUUCCGUCUCCCAUUCCAUUCAAACAUGAAAUAUGUGACAUUUGCAUGGAUGGUUGCAUGUGCGGGGGGUGGACUGGGAUUCGUCUUUCUUCAGACUAUGCUCCUCAUUGAGUUCAUGAAUUCCCUCACCGACCGUUGCAUGGGUCGACUUCGUUGCUCCCCCUGCAUUGCCAACUUUGGUUCCCUGGUGUUGGGAGUGUUUAUAUAUGGAGUAGCAAUAUUGGGAGGAAUCCUGGAACUGAAAUACCUAGUACUUCCUCCCCAUUCCCAGUUCUCCUUCAUUGUGAUCUUGAGUCACAUAGCCCUGAUCCUCAUCCUUGGAUUCUUCUCUGUUCUCCCCUGCAGUGCCCACAGCACAGGAGGGAUGGGGUCAGGCCUAGUCCAGGCCUCUGCCAUCUCGCUCUACAUACUCUAUUUGACCUGGAAUGCCCUCGUGAGCAAACCUCAGGAAGAUGACUCCCCCCAGUCCUUGCCAACCGUCCUCAUGUCUUAUGCCGGGCUCAUCAUCAUGUUCCUCACCAUCAUCAACACUGUGCUGGACACAUCUUCGGGACGGGCCCGAUCUCUGGGCAUCGGGGGAGUCCCAGAUGAACGGAACACCACGCUCUGGUUCUGCUGCCUUCGUGCCUGCCUCAAACCAAAUUCCAGAGUAUCAGCAGCGGAAGAGGAAGACCAGAGAGCCCCACCGGCCAGGAAGGUCUCGUCGUACGGGCAGAGGAUGAUCCACGACGAGGCGAAGCAGAGUACCUACUCCUAUCCGCUCUUUCAUCUCCUUCUCAUCCUGGCCUACUUCUACGCGUCGGCUCAGCUCACCCAUUGGUUCCGGCCACGAGAAGCGGAACUGCUGCAUUUCAACCGAAACUGGACCAGCGUGUGGAUGAAAUUGAGCUCCGCCUGGAUCUGCGCGGUGGUGUUCACCUUCACCCUCCUCGCGCCGGAGGUGUGCGUGGGGAACCUGAAUCGACCUAGGUACCGGCAGCAGCUCAGUCGGUUGAGCGCGGCGGGGACACAGGAGACGCCCGUCUGAGUCCAUCCGAGCUCGGACGAGUCCGGAGGGCGUGCUGUGUCGUCGCCGGCCGGGAAUCUCCGUGAUGCGAUCGACCGAGUGGCUUCGUUUCCCGAAGAAGUUUCCUCGCGGUUUUACGAAAAUGACUAGAAGAUAAAAUGAGGAAUGUGCCUGGGAACAGGAAGCAGGGUGGGAUUUUCCUCGAAUUACCUGCUCCUUCAAUUCUUCCAAUUUCCACUCUCCCCUUCUUCGAGUUAUUCUUUUUAAAGUUUUCGACGUCGAAGCCACUUCACGGAUUUCCUAACGAAUCGAAAAUCUUUAUUUUAUUUUAUACUCAGACUCUACGGAGGAUUGCUCUUUUGCCAUGAACUCUUUAUGGGGUGGGCCAGCAUGAAAAAAAAAAAUAAGGAAAGAAAGUUGUAAAGACAGGCGUAGACAGAAGAAGCGUGUGAGGAGGGAGGGGGAGGAAUUAAUUAAUAUUCUCGAAUUCCCGCUCCCAGACACAAACCCAUUAUUAUUUAAAUAAACCAGUGCUUUCUGCGUGUGAUGUCGGUGGGAUGGACCCCCCGUUUUGCUGUGAUGCACUCAAGCUCAUUGAGGGAAUCGGUCCAUCAUGUGCUUCCCUUCCCGCUCGGGAUUCGCGAAUGGACGGAUUUUUCAGGCAAUGCUUUUUCUGCGUUCGAAGAGAAUCCGUCUUCCUCAUGGAUUCAAAUCUCUCAUGCUUCCACACUGCUUUUUUUUAAAUAGGGCUUUCACAUUCCCCCAAUUCGUUUUUAUACCCUAGUAUUGUCUGAAGUAUUAUGCUCGAUGUUAACCUGCUGGGGGAUGGGAAAUGCCCCUCAUUUUCAAUUUAUGAAGAAAUAUAUACCCUUUUGCAUUGAAUA
Darwinula stevensoni is the source of this 2486-nucleotide messenger RNA. The record is from the annotation of a GenBank genome assembly. NCBI's taxonomy places the organism in Eukaryota, Metazoa, Arthropoda, Ostracoda, Podocopida, Darwinulidae.